Messenger RNA from Drosophila simulans, 274 nucleotides. Its product is annotated as serine protease inhibitor Kazal-type 1. Gene Ontology annotation, molecular function: protein binding. Lineage: Eukaryota; Metazoa; Arthropoda; Insecta; Diptera; Drosophilidae. The transcript has a single exon. The coding region runs from base 31 to 231 and encodes 66 amino acids. The record is from RefSeq and is a predicted model, not a curated record.
UUCGUAUUUGAUCAGUGCAAACAAAAAACAAUGCGUUGGAACAAUUUUUUUCUCGCUGUGUGCCUACUUGCAGUUUUGCUCCUGACUGAGGCCCAAAAAUCUCGCUGCCCGUGUCCUAAAAUCUAUCAGCCUGUCUGUGGAUCCGACAACAUCACCUAUUCUCACUUAUGCUUACUCAUAUGUAAAGCCUCGCAUGAAAAUGUAAAUUAUGUCAAGAAAGGAAGAUGCUAGUACUCAAAAGUAUACUCUUUAAAUAUAUUAAGGAGUUAUAAAA